UCUGUGCUGGACGGGUUGCCACUUACACUUUACAGACGAAACAUGUGAAAGUGCAUUAAAAGUGUGGAAAGAACUAAGUAACACGUCUGUAAGAGUGUCUAGAAGUAGAGAUGUUUAAAGUAGUGCUCUGCACAUUUAUACAGUAACUAAACCAUCAGGCUCUUCAUUUUCCUAUAGAACCUGUGCAUCCAUAGCGCAAUACAUCACAGAGAGAUUAUGUGGCAACCCAUUUCCUCACAGAAGAAGUUAAAGUAAGAUGUGGACGAUUCUUAAUGCGAUUCUGUUUGUGUAAUAUUUCUAUAAAGAAAUAUUACAUAUACAGAAUGACAAACCUCAGUGCUGGUUAAUGGAUUACAGACAUGGUGUGAAGAAAUGGCUCCUUUUGCUGCUGCUCAGCGUCCAAGCAGCGUCCCACUCCCUCCAAUACAUCAUCACUGAAACCACGUCAAGAAUACAUUUCCCAGAGUACACUGUGGUUGGUCUGGUGGACGGGGUGCAGUUUGUGUACUAUGACAGCAACAUCAAGAAGAUGAUUCCAAAGACGGAGUGGAUGAAGAAGAAUGUGGGUGAAGAUUACUGGACCACAGAGACACAGAAGCAGGAAGGAGCUCAAGAGAUCUUCAAGGCUAAUCUGGAUAUUUUAAUGAAGCGGUUUAAUCAGACAGACGGUGUUCACACGUUACAGAGGAGGUCUGGCUGUGAGACGGGUGAAAAUGGCACUGUUACAGGAUACUUUCAGUUUGGUUUUGAUGGAGAAGACUGGAUCAGCCUGGAUAUGAACUCUUUAACGUGGACUGCAGCUCAUCAGAAAGCUUUUAGUACCAAACAGAAGUGGGAGCAUACACGUGAUACAGUUUACAGGAAGCGCUAUCUGGACAAUGACUGUGUUGACUAUUUAAAGAAGUAUGUGGAAUACGGCAGAUCCACUCUGGAGAGGAAAGUCUCUCCUGAGGCAUCUAUGUUCCAGAAGGAUUCUUCUUCUCCAGUGGUGUGUCAUGCUACAGGUUUCUUCCCCAAAGCAGUGAUGAUCUCCUGGCAGAAGAAUGGAGAGGAUCUGCAUGAGGACGUGGAGCUCAGAGAGACACUUCCCAACCAGGAUGGAACCUUCCAGAGGAGGAGCGUUCUGACUGUCUCACCUGAGGAGCUGAACAAACACAACUACACCUGCAUCAUUCAGCACAGCAGCCUGGAGAAGGAGGUGGUGCUGCAUGUGUCUGAACGCAGAGUCCUGAAAGAUGAAGGAUCAGUUAUCAUCAUCUUUAGCACAGUGGUGGCUGCUCUUCUCAUUGUCAUCAUUGUCUGUGUUGGACUUCUCAUUUGUAAGAAGAAGAAGCAGAAUAAGUCUGGUAAGAAAGGAAGGACGCAGAAAUCCAGCUUGGGAACCCCUACGCCCUUUCUGAGGGAGCCUCGUCAUCCAUCAGCUCCUGACGACCAAAGGUCUACAUGUUGAUUACAGAGAGUCUUUCUUACACCAUAUGAAGCUGUUUCACUGCUGCAUAUCAAGUCCUUUCAAUGUAUGCGGCAACUCAGUCGAGUGUCUUCAUGGUCACAGUAUUAUUUUUUUUAUUGUACAUUCGUCAAAUCUGUACUUUCAGACUUUUUUGUGGAAAACUUUUGUGGAGAGUUUGUAUGGUGAUGGUUUCUUGAGAAAGGCUGUUCCUGCCCUUACAGCUGCGUCUUGAAACGCUGUUCCUGUCACAUUCCUUUAAUACCCUUUAAAGACGGGGCCAGAACACAGCUGUUGUUUUUUAGGUAAUAGAUUCAUGGAUAGUGUGCUGAGUCUUCACUAGAGGAGUUUUAGCAACUUGGCUGCUCAGGAGGAAUUAAAAAAACUCCAAAGUGUCUGUCCAUCAUGAAGUUUUUGAGUAACAAAAAAAACUAUGGAAUCUACUGGGUUUAGUUGGCAUUCAGACAAUCUGUAGUUUAAUCAGAUGUAGGCACACAUCUAAAAUGGCUUAAAUUAUCCAAUUCUUCAAGUAGGAGUGGCGAUAUGAACUCAAAUUCAUAUCAUAGUACUUUAUUUUAUUCAGACUAUAACAGUAUGAUAUUACAAUAUAGAAAAAAGUGAAAACAUAAUAGCAACAGUAAUAAUAACAGUAACAAAAUAUUGCAAAAAUAAUAACUAUUAUUAUUGUUACAGCUAGUACUAUUGUUGGUAUGAUGCCAUUAUUAUUAUUAUUAUUAUUAUUAUUAUUAUACUGGCAACUAAAAGUAUUCUUCAUUGCGUAAAUACUUGCUUCUUCAGAAUGGAAGCAGGUUUUAGUCUCUCCUGCAGCCUCUCCUCAUGUUUGUUUUUACCUCUUCACUCAUUCUCAAUCCCAUUUUGCACCUUGAAUUUGGAGUCUAGAAUAAUAUUUUACAGCUUGCUGCAUCUAACAAAGCUCACUAUUCCAGGCUUCAGCAGCACAAAUGCGGCAUGUGUGAGGUAGUUGUAAACCAAGCAGGAAAAUGCCAUAUCUGUGUGAACGGUCAUCAGGCGAGGGCUGUAGCAGAAACAGCGCAUAACAAUACAACAUGUUUAUUAAAAUAGUAGUGUAGUUACAAAUUAGUCCAAACCUAGACGUCCCACACCACUGUAUAAUUUCUACCUGCACUACUCUUUAGUCUUAACUAGUCUGGCACAAAUUCUAUCCUAACGUCUUUACAGGCUUUAGCCACAUUGACUGCUCCUCACAACUACAACACUGUUACAGCGCUCAGUGAUAUGUUUGGUGAGUGUUUGUCGUGUUCUGAUCAUAAAGGAUAGUUUAAAACCACAAGUAACCACCCAGGAGCAAAAAUCAGCCUUCAAACUUGAAAGGAGUAAUGAUUCGACACUGUGAGUUUGACUGAUAUGAACAUUUUUAUCAGGAUAACAUUUCUGGCCAUAUUGCCCAGCUGUAGCUGGAGCCUAUCCCAGCGGUCAUGAGGCAGAAGAUAGGAAACACCCUGGACAGGCCGCCAGUCCAUCAAAGGCCAGACAGACAGACAUAUGCACUCACACACACACUAACACUUAGCGGCAAUAUAGCGUGUCCAAUUGGCCUGACUGCAUGUCUUCGGACUGUGAGGGGAAACCGGAGCACACAAAAUGUGGCCUGAACAAAAGUAACACAUUAUAUAUUAUAUAUUUUUUUCAAAUGUGUCAAAUUCCGCAAAUAAAUGUAGCUGUG
Molecule: messenger RNA, 3152 nt
Organism: Colossoma macropomum (tambaqui)
Lineage: Eukaryota; Metazoa; Chordata; Actinopteri; Characiformes; Serrasalmidae
Product: class I histocompatibility antigen, F10 alpha chain-like
Exons: 6
Coding region: 347-1450 (367 amino acids)
Biological process (GO): immune response
Cellular component (GO): external side of plasma membrane
Source: RefSeq, a predicted model, not a curated record